AUGGAGAAUUAUAUGUGUCUUCUUGAGACCUUCCAGGAUGAGUGCUCAGAUACCACCACACUCCUGAAGCUGGCAAGGCAGGCUCUGCUGAGAGAUGAGACCUUGGACAUGUCAGCUCUGGACAAACUGCCCAUGGAGCUCUUGCCAGCACUGAUCAAGGAGGCCUUGACUGGCAGACACACUACAACUGUGAAGGCAAUGGUGGCAGCCUGGCCUUUCCCCUGUCUCCCUGUGGGGUCAUUGAUGAAGACUGCUGACUUGGAAACCUUCUAGGCAGUUCUAGCAGGAGUAGACACAUGGCUGCAAAGAAAGUUUUACCCCAGGAGGGGAAAACUUCAGGUUCUUGACCUGCGGAAGAAGCACCAUGAAUUCUGGAGCAUAUGGGCUGAUGCAGAGGAUGGUGACUGCUCAGCAGAGACCCUGGAUGAGCAGCAAGUAGUGAAGGUCCUUCCCAGAUAUGCACUGAGGCAGCGCCUGAAGGUGGUAGCUGACCUUUGGCUUAUGUAUUGUUUGAAUGAAAAGCAAGCAUUCUUCUUGCAGUGGGCCCACCAGAGAAAGGGUUCCAUACAGUUCUGUUGUAUGGAGAUGAAGAUCUGGGCUCUGCCUGUCUAUGUUAUCCAAGAGGUCUUCAAUGUCUUCCAUCCGGAGUACAUUGAGGAAUUGGAACUGAACAUGCUCAGUUGGGAUUUGUUAAAGCUGUUACAACUUGCUCCCUACCUGGCCCAGAUGAGAAAUCUUCGCAAACUAUUGCUGGCCUACAUCUUCAAGACUGUGUUCAUGAUUGGAAACAGAACAACAGACAGAGAAGAGAAGUGUUUCAGGAAUUUCAUUUCUCAGUUUUCCAAACUCAACUGUCUCCAGCACCUCUCCAUGAAUGGCAUGUACUUUCUUAGAGACCACCUGAAACAGGUUCUUGGGUGCCUUAUGACUCCAUUGGAGACCCUGUCCAUCACCUACUGCAGCAUUUCACAGUCAGACCUGAAUUACUUCUCUGGGUGUCCGAAGCUUUUUCAGCUGAAACUUCUGGACAUGAAAGGUGUGCGCUUAAAGGCUUUGGAUCUUAUGCUUCUCUAAGUCCUCCUAGAGAAUGUAGCAGACACUUUGCAAUCCCUGGACUUGAAGGUUUGUAGGAUGAAGGACUCUCAUCUCGCUGUGCUCAUACCUGCCCUCAGCAAGUGCUCCCAGCUGGCCAAGGUCAGUUUCUAUGACAAUGACUUCUCCAUGCACAACCUGAGGAACCUUUUUCAGCACAAAGCCAACAUGAGCAAGAUGAAUGUGGAACAGUACCCUGCCCCGCUGGAGUGCUAUGAUGAGUUGGGUUAUAUCUCCACAGAGAGAUUUACCCAACUCUGUGCUGAGCAAGUAGAUAGACUCAGGGCCAUAAGACAGCCCACGUACAUCUCCUUUGCUACAAAUAUGUGCCCUAGAUGUGAAGAACAUUGUGUCUAUGGCCAAGGAUUCAGACUCUGUCUUUGCCAACAGAGGUGCUUGAUGACCCCAUUGGCGACCCUGUCCAUCACUUACUGCUACAAUUCACAGUCAGACCUAAAUUACUUCUCUGGGUGUCCUAAGCUCAUUCAGCUGAAAUAUCUGGACAUGAAAGGUGUGGGCUUAAAGGCUUUGGAUCUUAUGCCUCUCCAAAGUCCUCCUGGAGUAUGUGGCAGACACCUUAAAGUCCCUGGACUUGAAGUGUGUAAGAUGAAAGACUCUCAUCUCACUGUGCUCAUACCUGCCCUCAGCAAGUGCUCCCAGCUGACCAAAGUUAAAGAUGCUGCUCGAUGUCUGCCAGAGAGACUGGUGCAACUAGUGGAUUACAUCAAGAAACAAGAUCAUUCCCCAAGUGAUGAUAUUGCUGAUCCUGCUGCAGCUGAUUCAUCCGUUGAAGUCUGA
This is a messenger RNA of Meriones unguiculatus (Mongolian gerbil), 1890 nucleotides long. Its product is annotated as PRAME family member 12-like. Lineage: Eukaryota; Metazoa; Chordata; Mammalia; Rodentia; Muridae. The transcript is spliced from 6 exons. Gene Ontology annotation, cellular component: cytoplasm. The record is from RefSeq and is a predicted model, not a curated record.